Marasmius oreades (fairy-ring Marasmius) is the source of this 1661-nucleotide messenger RNA. RefSeq lists its product as uncharacterized. The record is from RefSeq and is a predicted model, not a curated record. Gene Ontology annotation, biological process: late endosome to vacuole transport via multivesicular body sorting pathway. The transcript has 3 exons. Lineage: Eukaryota; Fungi; Basidiomycota; Agaricomycetes; Agaricales; Marasmiaceae. The coding region runs from base 88 to 1509 and encodes 473 amino acids. Gene Ontology annotation, cellular component: multivesicular body.
UAUUUCCUUCUUUUUUUGUCGUGGGCUGCGCCUCCGAGUCAGCUAUAAAUUGGCUCUCUUUUCUAGUUUCCUUUCUACACCACAGCGAUGCACAAGGCCCUAAAUCUCCCUGCUGUUCCUUCUGCUCUCAAGGCCAUCGCUCCCUACCUUCAGCGCGCUGAUGAGCUGUACCGGAAGGAACCGAUCGUUGCUUACUGGUGUCUGUACUACGCGACUCAGACGGGCAUCGCAGCCAAGGUUACUAGGGACGUCGCGGCACGCGACUUCCUAUCACAGUUGAUUGGUACUUUGGAGAGAUUAAAGGCGGAGAUUGGGCCCAACGAUGCAGUCGAUUUGGAGGCCGCGAGCGCAGCUUAUGUGGAGAACUUUGCAUUGAAGGUUUUCACAGCUGCCGAUAACGAAGACAGGAAAGGGGGGAGCACGAGGGCAACGGCGAAGAAGUUUCUUGCUGCAGCCAAUUUCUUGGAAGUUCUCAAAACCUUCCCUCAGACAGAAAUUUCGGAACCAGUUGAAGACAAAGUACGCUAUGCAAAGUGGAAGGCUGCCGAGAUCGCAAAAGCAUUCCGUGAGGGCAGAAAACCCACACCUGGACCGGCAGGAGGUGAAGCCCAACCGUCGCCCGAGCUUGAAUUGCCGUCAGCACCACCACUCGAAACCACUCCUACAAAUACUUCAUUUUCCUCAGGCUCGACGUUGACCGCUGAGCCUUCCGCGUCUUCAUCAUCCCCCAAACCAAGUUCUCCGAAACGAUACUCACCACCUGCAAUCAAACGACCGUCACCUCCACCAAUUCUGGAUGACCUCCCUCUUCCUCCGCAACUUACACAUCCACGAGCACAUUUCGGCCUUGGGGAUCCCUCAGAUCUAUCUUCGGGAAACUGGAGUACAGCUGCCACCCCUGGCAAUACUACUGUUUCGGGGACACCUUUGGAGGACGUUAGUAAUACUGGUUCGCCUUUGACCUCGUUCCCGGCCCUUGGUCAGUCUUGGGAUCACCAGCAACUAUCAACUUCGGAUCAGGCUCCGUCACCGAAGCACGCUCGAAGUGGCACCAAUGAUAGCAAUACAACAGAAAACGGGCGCGGUGCUUCUGGGCGACCUCGACGCGACAGCAGUUCUCCAAAGAGAGUCCACUUCGAGUCAUCACGACCACAGGAUUCAAAUCGUGCAUCGUCGCCUCCUGCAUCAUUUGACCCUGCAUUGCUAGGUUAUCCUUCUGCCCCUGCCCCACACUCGGAGAUCCAUCAUGCUCAUCCAAACUCUCAUUUAUCCUUCCAACCUGUCCUUCCACCCCCACCAUCUGCACCAACAUUUGUUCAUCACAAUCCUCCUCCUCCUCCACCUCAGGUUCCAGCUCCUGCGAUUCCAGCACCAGAAGUUGAACUUACUCCGGCUGUUAUUGCGAAAGCACAGAAGCACUGUCGGUUCGCCAUCAGCUCGCUGGAUUACGAGGAUGCAGCCCAAGCGCGCAAGGAGCUGCGGGCUGCGCUCGCAACACUCGGCGGUUAAACGUCAAACAGCUGGCUGACGUUGGUAUACCGGUCUUUUUUCUUCCUUGUUAAAUUUUCCACUUAUGGGUAUGGAUCUAAGUUUUUCAUGUCGUAUAUUCGGGAUUGUACAAAUACUCUAGUCCAAUAAGAACCUAAACAUGCCUACACCUA